Molecule: messenger RNA, 438 nt
Organism: Marasmius oreades (fairy-ring Marasmius)
Lineage: Eukaryota; Fungi; Basidiomycota; Agaricomycetes; Agaricales; Marasmiaceae
Exons: 2
Coding region: 1-438 (145 amino acids)
Source: RefSeq, a predicted model, not a curated record
AUGCUUUAUCUCUCGGCAUAUCCCACAAUUUUCGACCCAAGAAACUUCGCAAGCGCAAAGGAUUCUGUCUUAUCUCUCGCCGUGGAAACACAUAAGCUGUACUACGAGAUGGACAGGGUUGUUUGCAUGGGAUUACCAGCUGCCAGUGAAGGCAUUUGUUUCUUGUGGAGUACUAGUACUAGGCCAUGGUACAGGUUAGUCGGGCUAUCCCAGGGGCCGUUAUACAACAUCGAACAUGGCGGAAACUUUCUGCCUGAUUUCAUUGGAUGGACCGCGAAUGACGAACUCCAUGUGUUAGGGCCCAGUUUCGGUGGAAUGAUUGCACCAGGCAUGCAUCCUCCCUCUAUCCUGCUAUAUCAGGUCAGGUACCACAGGAUACCUCCGAUCAAGACGAUUCUGUCUCCAUCAAGUUUGGCCCUGGUUCAAGAUUGGAUGUGA